This is a messenger RNA of Anthostomella pinea, 1311 nucleotides long. The record is from the annotation of a GenBank genome assembly. Lineage: Eukaryota; Fungi; Ascomycota; Sordariomycetes; Xylariales; Xylariaceae.
AUGAAGCUCUCUGUGCAAAUGGCGGUGGCACUCACCAUUGGAGGUGUUUGCGGAGAGAACAUCAGCUUCAUCAGCGAUCCCGGGGUCUAUGGACCACCACUUGAAGUUGCCCAUGCGUACUAUGGGCAAUGGCCUACUGGCAUAACGGUCUCUAGCACUGGCCGGAUGUUCUCAAACUACCCUGGUGGACUUGACCCCAGCAAUACUUAUAAUGGCUCAAACGACGUGUACACGGUUGGAGAGCUGACCGGCCUCACCGCCGAGAUGGCAUAUCCCACAUUGGAGAUGAAUCACCCGCCUGGAGGAGCGAUCAACUAUUCUACUACACCGCCGACGGGUGCCAAUUACCAAGACUACUUGAUUGGCGUGCAGUCGGUAGUCAUCGACCCGUCUGAUCGCCUCUGGAUCUUGGACACCGGACGUGUCCUCACUCCAGAGGGCGUGCUCGUAUCAGCGACGUACGGUGGACCAAAGCUGGUUGGUGUUGACCUCGCGACUAACCAAGUCUUCAAGACUAUUGUCUUCCCGUCGACUGUCGCAUACGGAGAUAGCUAUCUCAACGACGUCCGAUUCGACUUACGACCUAACGUCUCAGAAUCAGGCCAGGGUGUCGCCUACAUCACAGACAGUAGCGCAUCAGGUCACAACGCAAUCAUCAUAGUCGACCUUGGGUCCGGAAACAGCUGGAGGCAUCUGGAUCAAACAGAUUCGGUCAGAACCGAGUCCCAAUUCCUGCCCUUCCAAUGGGGUCAACCACUUUACUACACGGAUGCCGGCAAGCCCUUCACAUUCUUCCCGCUCGGAUCUGAUGGCAUUGCGCUAUCCGCCGACGGCGAGACAUUGUAUUGGUCUCCCGUAGGAUCUCGGUACAUGUACAGCGCGCCUACAAGCAGACUGCGGGACCAGGGGCCGGCCAGUGAGCUCAUGGCUCAACAGUCUGUGGUCAACCAUGGCCAGAAGGGGGUCAGCGACGGCCUGGAGUCAGACAGCAACGGCCUGGUCUAUGUGGGCAACAAUGAGGGAAACGCCAUCAACGUUUUCCAUGCUAGCAAUGGCACGACCCUGCCAUUUGUCAGAGACCCGAGGAUCAACUGGGUAGAUACCAGUCAGUACCUCUUGCGCCCCAAACAUCCUGGCGAGUCUGCUAAUUGGAUACCAGUGUCGGUUGCGUCAGAUGGCUAUCUGUACUUCACGGUGAACCAGCUCAGCCUUUCCUCGUCGACGUAUCCAGGCACCGAUAGAAGAGUCAGACCCUUCGCCCUGUUCAAGGCACCUUUGCCCAACGGAGGGAAGAAGGUUGAGCUUGAAUGA